Messenger RNA from Vicia faba (fava bean), 348 nucleotides. The record is from the annotation of a GenBank genome assembly. Lineage: Eukaryota; Viridiplantae; Streptophyta; Magnoliopsida; Fabales; Fabaceae.
AUGUUUUCUUUUUACACCUUCUUGAUGGAAGAAAAGGGAAGAACAUUGGGUGGUUUUUUAUUUUGGAUAUGCUAUAAAACUUCACAUGGUUCACGGCUGACAGGCUUUCAAAUAUGGACCGUUAACAUAAAGGUGGUUGAUGUUAUAAGUUGCUGCAACAAUAAUGUUGUUGGAGUCAACAAACCUCUGCAAGGCUUAAAUUCUAGGACCAUUCUGAAGGAUGAUGGGGUAAUAAUUCUCAUAAGAUUUGAAAGUUUAAAUGGAAGCCUGGUUUCCAGUGGCAUUGAUGUUACUCAGCAGUUUGUUCUUUACAACAUUUUAUUAAACAAUUCUACCAAUGACAAGUGA